AUGUCACCACCAGAAUCCAGUCCAAUAAUUUCGGAAAUGUCCUUUGAUGAGACAUGCCCUAAAUCUCCUGACCAAGAAGUCAAAAAUAAUUUUUCCAUUAUCGACAACAUCAACUAUAAAUCUGAAAUUGGAACUGAAUAUAUUCCAACUAAUGAGUUUGGCACACUUGUCGGUUCAUCAAUUUUACAACAAAAAUUAAAUGAUUACGAAUAUGGAUAUAAUGACUAUGAUUCUUCUACAGAUUCAGAAAUCACACCUACCGAAUCACAUCCGAGUUUUUGGCGAGGUUUAUCAAAUGAUACAUUAAUCACAACUAACGAUGCGAUCAUAUUUUCCAACACCGAAUCAGUUAUAGAUUCAACAAUAACACCCAUUGAUGAUGGCUUUGGGAUCCCUAAUCAUACAGACUUUGCUGCCGCGAACGGAUACAUCUUAGAAGAAUCUUCCUAUUUUUUGGAUUUUGAUAUUGCGGAUGAUCCUGGAAUUAUUUUUUCGUCGGACGG
This is a messenger RNA of Dentiscutata heterogama, 503 nucleotides long. The record is from the annotation of a GenBank genome assembly. NCBI's taxonomy places the organism in Eukaryota, Fungi, Glomeromycota, Glomeromycetes, Diversisporales, Gigasporaceae.